Messenger RNA from Melopsittacus undulatus (budgerigar), 1794 nucleotides. RefSeq names its product RIC8 guanine nucleotide exchange factor A (gene RIC8A). The coding region runs from base 72 to 1682 and encodes 536 amino acids. Gene Ontology annotation, cellular component: plasma membrane; cytoplasm. Lineage: Eukaryota; Metazoa; Chordata; Aves; Psittaciformes; Psittaculidae. The transcript has 10 exons. The record is from RefSeq and is a predicted model, not a curated record. Gene Ontology annotation, molecular function: guanyl-nucleotide exchange factor activity; G-protein alpha-subunit binding. Gene Ontology annotation, biological process: G protein-coupled receptor signaling pathway.
GCUUCCGUGUCACCAUUACCGGAGCUCCCGGUUCACCUCCCGCUGAGCUGUGCCCAUCUGAGCCAGGGAUAAUGGAGCUGAGCACAGUGGUGGCUGCGCUGGAGAGUGGGGAGCAGGACUCCGUGCUCAAGGUGCUGCAGGUCUACAACCAGGAGAAAUGUCAGUGCUUCACCUUUGAUGAUGAGGAGCGGGAAGAGAGGAAGAAAAUGGCCCAGCUGCUGAUCAGGUUCCUGGAGAGGGAGCUGCAGCCGUCCUGCCAGCUCACCUGCCUGGAGAGCAUCCGCAUCCUGUCCCGCGACAAGCACUGCCUGGAGCCGCUCAGCACCGAGGCCGCGCUGCGGACCCUGUCCCGGCACGCGGGCAUCACAUACACCGAGGAGCUCAUCCGGGAGGUCCCCGACCUGGACGUGAUCCUGGAGUCCCUCAAGUGCCUGUGUAACAUGGUGUUCAGCAGCCCGCGGGCGCAGGAGCGGGCGGCUGCGGCGCGCCUGGGGCCGGCGCUGGUCCGGAGCAUCACCGAGAGGAGCCUGCCCCACAGCGUGAGGUUCUUCGAGCUGCGGCUGCUGUUCCUGCUGACGGCUCUGCGGGUGGAUGCGCGGCUGCAGCUGAUGCGGGAGCUGCGCGGGGUCAGCCUCAUGGCAGACACCCUGGAGAUCACCCUCGGCGUCAAGUGGAGGGACCCCUAUGAGGUUGCCACCCAGGAGGGGCCUCUGCCCCCUCUGCCUCGGCAGGAGACGGAGCGGGCGAUGGAGAUCCUCAAGGUGCUCUUCAACAUCACCUUCGACUCCAGCAAGAAGGAGGUGGAUGAGGAGGAUGCUGCUUUGUACAGGCACCUGGGGGCCCUCCUGCGUCACUGCCUCAUGAUCUCUGCUGAUGGAGAGGACAGGACAGAGGAGUUCCACAGCCACACCAUUAACCUGCUGGGCAACCUGCCCCUCAAGUGUCUGGAUGUGCUCCUCGCCCCCAAAGUGCGGCCUGGCUCCCUGGAGUACAUGGGUGUCAACAUGGAUGCAGUCAGCAUCCUGCUGGACUUCCUGGAGCGCCGCCUGGACCGGGGACACAAGCUCAAGGAGAGCCUGACCCCGGUGCUGAACCUGCUGACCGAGAGCGCCCGUGUCCAUCGCCAGACCAGGAAGUUCCUGAAGGCAAAGGUGCUGCCCCCGCUGCGGGACGUGCGGAACCGGCCGGAGGUGGGGAAUGCGCUGCGGAACAAACUGGUGCGGCUCAUGACCCACAUUGACACGGACGUGAAGCACUGUGCUGCUGAGUUCCUCUUUGUGCUCUGCAAGGAGAGCGUGUCCCGGUUUGUGAAGUACACUGGCUAUGGGAAUGCCGCUGGGCUGCUGGCAGCUCGAGGCCUCAUGGCCGGGGGCCGGGAAGAGGGAGAGUACUCAGAAGAUGAGGACACAGACACAGAGGAGUACAAAGAGGCAAAGCCCAACAUUAACCCUGUGACUGGCCGGGUGGAGGAGAAGCUGCCCAACCCCAUGGAGGGGAUGACGGAGGAGCAGAAGGAGUAUGAGGCCAUGAAGUUAGUGAACAUGUUCGACAAACUGUCCAGAGAGCAGGUGAUCCAGCCCAUGGGCAUCACACCGGGCGGCAGCCUGGCACCCAUGCACAGAGCCCUGCACGACGCCGCUGAGGACAGGUCCUCAUCUGACUCGGACCUGGGGCUGGAUUGAACUGGGAGCCCCCCCAGUGCUCCAGGAUUGAACUGGGAGCCCCCCCAGUGCUCCAGGACUGAGCUGGGAGCCCCCCCAGUGCUCCAGGACUGAACUGGGAGCCCCCCCAGUG